This is a messenger RNA of Caenorhabditis auriculariae, 3651 nucleotides long. The record is from the annotation of a GenBank genome assembly. Lineage: Eukaryota; Metazoa; Nematoda; Chromadorea; Rhabditida; Rhabditidae.
AUGAGUUGGGACGUCGAUAGGUGGUCAUUGCACACUUCGACAUCACCGCCAAGAGGUCGAAAUCGAAAUGGGUCAGUUCUGAGGCACCCGACGGCUCCACUUUCGGCUCCAACUUCGGCUCCCGGCUGGCUCGGAACAACAACGGACGGGACGAAGGAUGGUAACUUUACUCUGCUUCUGGAAAUCUCCGGAAGUUGGCCUGGAUACUCCUGUACCAGAUGAAAAUCCGGAAAUUCUCAACUUUCAAAACUUUCUAGCUCUAGAAGUAAUCCCUCAAAGACAAAGGCGGCAUAUUUUUGUGGUUUUUCGACUUUGAGGGAUCUUUCUCUGAAUUUAGAAAGUUUCUCAGGUUGAGACUUCAAGGACCUUAGUCUGGUACAUUUCGUACAGUCCUGGCCAAGUUUUAGGUGAAUUCAAGUCCAAGCAGAGUAAAAAUGACUAUCCUUGUCAGUGAAAUUUGCGAAGCCUCCCCAUGCGCCUAUAAAAUAGCUUCGGUGCUCGAAUCAGGUUACUAUUAAAGGGGCAUGGGGCGGCUCCGCGAGUUUCUUUCGCCACGAACGAUAAGAUUUUUCGUUUCAAGCCAGCCGCGAAUCGACUGUAUGAAGUAAUACCAAGAAAACUUCAAACCUCUAAAAUAAAAUGUAAUCUUCGAAAUUUCAGCAUGGAUAUGGUUUGGUACCAAGCCUAUCGCCCUCAUUCUUAUCUUUCUGGCCUGGCCAUCUCAAAGCUCUGCUCAAGGUAUAUUUCCAUUUCCCCAACUAUUUAUUUAUAAACUUUUACUUCGGCAAGUAGUCUCUAGUCAUCUACUAAAGACUCCAAACGGGUCAAAGAUUUCUUUGAAAGGGCUGAUAGGUCACAGUAGCAGUGGGACUUUUUUUAAACGAAAUCCGCGUCGCGAUCGCAACAAGUUGCGCUCAUACUUUUUUUUUGAGUCGGGAUAUUUAGUUUCAACAAAUUUUCAAAUUUCAAUCUAAUGGUAACCUUUUCAGACCAAUGCUGUAAGAAAAUGAUUCUGAGCUACCCGUCCGGCGACGCCAUUCCUCCCGAGUGCUCGAAAAACGUGAAGUGCACGGAAGCACCUGUUAUGAUUGAAGAUACCGAUUCUCAAGCAACUGCCGUUGGUAAUUUCCUAAGUUCGGCUACAAAGAUCGGAACUCUUUCUGUCAUCAACAACAAAGACAAAAUGAUGGCGCUUUCUCAAGUGACCGCCUUAAUUCAUAAGGGACCUGGUUCGUUUUUCCGCUUUUCUCAUUCUCAUUCUCUUUUCAAUUUUAUUUUCCCUUGUUCAACUUCUUUCAUUUACAGGCCCAGCCGUAUUCUUGGAUAAUGCAAAACUCGAGGAUAACUCGUUUAAAAAGUUGAAAACGCUGACAGUCGAGAACCUCCAGCCUUACUGCAACGGCGCCAAACUCAUCGACAUCCAAGGCCCGCUCGAUGCCACUGUAAAAAAACGGCUGGACAAGAUCUUGAACGAAGUAAUUCAUCUCGAAAAAUGGUUGAACUUGAACUAAAGUUGAACUAAUAACCCUUGGAAGUCUCGAAAAAUACGCAAUUGGCCAAUUUUUCCUUACUUUCAAGCAAAUUAAUAGAAAAUUUUCAAUCUGAAAUCAUCCUAUCAAUUUUCAUACUAUUAAUUAAAACAAACUUCUUACAGACGCUGGCCCCUUGCAAGAGCCUCAAGGACACAGGAAGUUCGGGCGGUUCAGCUUCUUCAAGCUCUCCAUGCUCCUCGAGCUCUGCGGGCCAAAAUAAUCAUUUGAUUACUUGCCCAUCUUGCCCAUCUUGCAGUCAAAUGCUUGUCGACGCCGAUUUCAAUGCGUGUUCGCCGAUAAGUAAUCUUUCUGAAAAUUUUAUUGCUUGACAACCUUCUAUAAAGUGAAUUCAGAAGACGUAGGGUCAUUAAAAAUGAGAUUGGAGAGAUUUUUGUUGCCUUUAAAAAAUUCUCUUUGAGAUGAACAUCAAGCUUGGGUCAUGUUUCGGUGAACGAACAGAGAGACAGGAAAAGUUGAAACUUUAAAAAUCAAACACCCCGCAAUUUUCUGAGCAUUUCUAAUAAUCACUUAAGGGGCUAAAGUGAUAACUAGGAAUUGCGCUACCCAGCUCGGACAUUGGUAACGCCAAACGGACGUGCUCCGGACGUUUCUGGGCAAUUCUAAGGAUCACUUAAGAGCGCUGAGGCCACUAAAGUAGUCCCUAGAAAUGCCCCUACACUUCCGAUUCGCGUCCCGUUCGCGUUACCAAGGUCCGAGAGGUUAGAACGUUUCGUCGUUAGAGCAAAUUCGCUGCAAAAUGCCUCUUUGCGGUCCCAAACUAUUUUUCUCUAAUAUUUUUGGAAUGUCCGCAUUUCCUUGUUUCUUUUUGGAUUGACUGCAAACAUGUAUAAACAGGCCUAUUUGAAAAAUAAUGGCCUUUGUAAGGCCAAAAAUCUAUUAAAGGUCCCAAUCUAAGAAAUACUAUUUUUCUUGCUCAUCUUCUUCGAUAAGACGAUCAAGUAUAAUAACUACUUUGCAGAAAAAUAUAUGGCGAUCGGCGUCAUAAUCGCACUCUUUGUGUUACUGGUUGCGAUGGCGUUUUAUGCGUUCAUUAUGAGAGUUCCGAACAGUUGGCAGCAGGCUGCAGCCCGCCAGGAGCCAAGUUCGAUGAAUGAGAAGCCUACCGAACCCUUUUCGAGGACGGCUGCUGGCCUGGAACAUGUCGCCGAGCCGUUCAAAGAAAAUGGGCCGAACGCUCCGACUUCCUUCAUUUUUUCUUGAGUGUCGAAUAAAUGGGACAAUCCAAAUUUGGCUAUGUGAACCAUGUAAAGAAAAGGACGAAAAAAUCUUUAAUGAAAAAGAAAAUUGGGUUGUGGCGAAGGGGAAAAAAAAUAGAAAAUGGGAUGGAGCUGCUCAGAUUCUGAAGAUCGCUUUAAGAGUUGAACGAAAGAGUUUUCCGAAAAAAGAUGAUCCAAAAAAUAGUGAAAUAAUAGCCAAAAUUAGAACAGAAAUUUUGCCCUUUUGGUCUUUCUUCUUGCUUUUCUAUUGAAUCCAACGAUUUUAGCGGUUCAGUUUUCAAAUUAAAAUAAGUUACAGUAUAGUAUAGAACCCCAAGGUUUGUGAAAAAAUGUAUUUUUUUCAUAAAAAAAAAUCAUCUUUUGACCUAAGAAGGACUUUGAGCUACAUCACUUCCUCGGGUUCCGUAAGUAACGGAUGAGGGAAAAGAACUAACGGCUUCAGUCUGUUACUGGAAACCUCAACUGGUCUUUCUCAGGUUGACAAAUUUCUUUGUUCUUUCCUGAUUCGUUCCCGAGGACCCUGAUCUCGACGAAAUUUACUUAGUAGUUCCAGAAUUGGUCCUAUUUGGGAUCAACAAUUUCUUGUUGCUCUGGUCCGGCUAGUGACUCUGACUGUCAGUGAGACCCCGGACCCUGGUUCCUUCACGGAUCUACUUUCUCUUAAUUUACAGAUAUCUGUCUCCGUUGGUUUAAGCGCGGUCCCCGUGGGUUGUUUAGCACACGGCCUCAGACCUCGGUUCAAAGUUGGAUCCGAUUUUUGGUUCGAAACAGGUGUACGAGAUCUCCUGGUUCUCACCAGGAUCCUGUCUAACUCCGACAGGACCCCGACUGAUCUGAUGAUCAGUCGCGUCGACCGAAGAGCUUUGAACAGCUGGGAAUGA